Capsella rubella is the source of this 1395-nucleotide messenger RNA. RefSeq names its product ribonucleoside-diphosphate reductase small chain A. Gene Ontology annotation, biological process: deoxyribonucleotide biosynthetic process. Lineage: Eukaryota; Viridiplantae; Streptophyta; Magnoliopsida; Brassicales; Brassicaceae. The transcript is spliced from 9 exons. Bases 125 to 1159 code for a protein of 344 amino acids. The record is from RefSeq and is a predicted model, not a curated record. Gene Ontology annotation, molecular function: oxidoreductase activity.
UCGGUUUUCAAGGGUUUUUGUUUAGGGUUUUCCCUUUUUUUCCCCUAUCUAUUUAUCUAAUCCUCUGUUUCCCAAUACAGAGAAAAAACAAACCCUCAAAAUUGAGAGAGACCAAUUCGUGACAAUGGGUUCGUUGAAGGACGAUGGUCAAAGAAGAGACAUGGAGGAAGAAGAAGAAGAGUCAAAAGAGCCGCUCUUGAUGGCGCAGAACCAGAGGUUCACUAUGUUUCCCGUUAGGUACAAACCGAUUUGGGAGAUGUAUAAGAAGGCUGAGGCUAGUUUCUGGACUGCCGAAGAGGUUGAUCUUUCCACGGAUGUGCAACAAUGGGAAGCCUUGUCUGAUUCAGAGAAACAUUUUAUUAGCCAUGUUCUAGCGUUUUUCGCAGCAUCAGAUGGGAUUGUUUUGGAGAAUUUGGCUGCUAGAUUCUUGAAUGAUGUCCAAGUUCCAGAGGCUCGCGCUUUCUAUGGAUUUCAAAUCGCCAUGGAGAACAUUCAUUCGGAGAUGUACAGCUUACUUCUGGAGACAUAUAUUAAGGACCCAAAGGAGAAGGAUAGAUUGUUCAAUGCUAUUGAGACCAUUCCUUGUAUUUCCAAGAAGGCACAAUGGUGUUUAGAUUGGAUUCAAAGUCCUAUGUCAUUUGCUGUGAGGCUGGUUGCGUUUGCAUGCGUGGAAGGAAUAUUCUUCUCAGGAAGCUUCUGUGCCAUCUUCUGGCUUAAGAAGAGGGGUCUUAUGCCGGGUUUGACAUUCUCAAACGAGCUUAUAUCGAGAGAUGAGGGGCUCCACUGUGACUUUGCUUGUCUCUUGUACAGUUUGCUGCAGAAGCAGCUUCCAUUGGAGAAAAUUUAUCAGAUUGUUCAUGAGGCAGUGGAAAUUGAGACAGAGUUUGUCUGCAAGGCUCUUCCAUGUGAUCUGAUCGGAAUGAACUCGAACCUCAUGAGUCAGUACAUACAAUUUGUCGCAGACCGUCUUCUGGUUACCUUGGGAUGUGAAAGGAGAUACAAAGCAGAAAAUCCAUUUGACUGGAUGGAGUUCAUAUCUCUGCAAGGGAAGACAAACUUCUUUGAGAAGAGAGUGGGAGAGUAUCAGAAAGCAUCGGUUAUGUCGAACAUCGAAAAUGGAAGUAAGAACUACGAAUUCACUACUGAAGAAGACUUUUGAAUGAAUCAGUCAUUCAAAUCUGGAAGAGCUCAUCGAGAUAGAUUCUUUAUGACUCACUUCUCAUUCUUUUUAGCCCAAAACCAGAUUAGUAGUAGUAUUAGUAAUAGUAGUAGCAAUAGAAGAGGCCAUAUUCACAUUUGUUACAUUUCACUUAGCAAUAAAUGUUAUGGUCUCUAUUUCACCAUCACUUGUGUCUCCUCUAUUGUAUAAUAUUAAUACCAUCUUAGUUAAUCUAA